GUCUUUCGACAAUCAGCUUACUUCUCACCAAAGGAGCUGUCGAUUCUCUAGUUUGUUACAGCUGUAGUCAUGGUCCGGCGUCGAGUUUCUGUGAGAAUGAGACAACUGUCCAAUGUCCCAGCGGGCACGCAUGCUUCAAUCGAUUUACGACAACAGGUAUGGGUGGAAGCGGUAAUCAUGGGUGUACUAAGAUAUCGAAUUGUAACGAUAUACGGUACGGCGACAAUUACUGGCAUGAUCACAACACUUUAAACAUUGUUGGAAGAGAUAUAGUUCGCAACAAACGUGUAUAUGCCUACUGUUUUCAAUGCUGUUACUACAAUAAAUGUAACAACCAAUUCUGUUUGCCGAUGAAAACACCUGGCAGCUGGGGAUCCUGGACGUCGUGGUCCUCAUGUGACGUCACGUGCGGAAGCGGAACAAAAAGCCGUCACAGGGCGUGCAAUAGCCCACCUCCAUCAGACCCGAGACUUUACUGCGCCGGAAACAAUACGGAAACAAAACCAUGUCAAGAAAAGCUUUGUCCAGAUUCUCUAGUUUGUUACAGCUGUGGUCAUGGUCCGGCGUCGAGUUUCUGUGAGAAUGAGACAACUGUCCAAUGUCCCAGCGGGCACGCAUGCUUCAAUCACUUUACAACAACAGGAAUGGGUGGAAGCGGUAAUCAUGGGUGUACUAAGAUAUCGAAUUGUAACGAUAUACGGUACGGCGACCUUUACUGGCAUGAUCACAACACUUUAGACAUUGUUGGAAGAGAUAUAGUUCGCAACAAACGUGUAUAUGCCUACUGUUUUCAAUGCUGUUACUACAAUAAAUGUAACAACCAAUUUUGUUUGCCGAUGAAAACACCUGGCAGCUGGGGAUCCUGGACGUCGUGGUCCUCAUGUGACGUCACGUGCGGAAGCGGAACAAAAAGCCGUCACAGGGCGUGCAAUAGCCCACUUCCAUCAGACCCGAGACUUUACUGCGACGGAAACAAUACGGAAACAAAACCAUGUCAAGAAAAGCUUUGUCAAGAUUCUCUAGUCUGUUAUAGCUGUGAACAUGGUCCAGCGUCGAGUCUUUGUGAGAAUGGGACAACUGUACAAUGUCCCAGCGGUCACGCAUGCUUCAAUCAAUUUGCGACAACAGGAAUGGGUGGAAGCGGUAGUCAUGGUUGUACUAAAAUAUCG
Molecule: messenger RNA, 1169 nt
Organism: Mercenaria mercenaria
Lineage: Eukaryota; Metazoa; Mollusca; Bivalvia; Venerida; Veneridae
Product: SCO-spondin-like
Cellular component (GO): cell periphery
Source: RefSeq, a predicted model, not a curated record